Daphnia carinata is the source of this 1482-nucleotide messenger RNA. RefSeq names its product sphingosine-1-phosphate phosphatase 2-like. Lineage: Eukaryota; Metazoa; Arthropoda; Branchiopoda; Diplostraca; Daphniidae. The coding region runs from base 236 to 1459 and encodes 407 amino acids. The record is from RefSeq and is a predicted model, not a curated record. Gene Ontology annotation, cellular component: endoplasmic reticulum membrane. The transcript has 4 exons. Gene Ontology annotation, molecular function: sphingosine-1-phosphate phosphatase activity. Gene Ontology annotation, biological process: sphingosine metabolic process; phospholipid dephosphorylation.
AAAGUUUUUGACGAUAAGGAAGACGGAUUCGACGACUGUUCAUGAGGUGUAGGCGGCUUAAGGUAUAGCGACUAGACCAGCUUUAAUAAAAUCGGCACUAGUGUUUGCCGUGACAGCUGACAAGCGAAACAUACGAAAUUAACCACAGUGGUGUUCGUGCGCGACCAAGAUCUCGCCGUAUAUUUACUAUAGUGGCCUGCAGUCACGCCCAAAACCGUUCAGCAAAGGCAGAAACAUGCUCGAUUUUAUUUGGCAAUGGAUUUUGUAUCUCAACGAGCCGAUACAUGUCGCCAAUAUCCAACGUUACUUUGGCCUGGAGAGGCGAGAAUCGCCAAUAUUCAAAAAAUCCACUCAGUGUGCAACAACAAAUAGCCAUUCUACGCCCACUGAUAAUCCGAAAGAAGUGUGUACAUCCAGUAGCGAUGGAGAAUCAUCUGAAUCUGAUUUGGAGCCACAGGACUAUGUAAUUCACAACUACUAUUGGUACUGGCUCUUCAAAUUUGGAACAAUGCUUGGAGAUGAGAUAUUCUAUGCCUCUGUGUUUCCCUUCUGGUUUUGGAACAUUGAUGGAGCAGCCGGGAGACGGAUCAUUAACAUUUGGGCCCUUUCUAUGUUCAUUGGUCAAUCAUUGAAGGAUAUUAUCUGCUGGCCAAGACCCCUAUGCCCACCAGUUAUCAGAAUGGAGAAUAAAUGGGCCAUGGAAUACGGUAUGCCUUCAACUCACGCCAUGGUUUCUGUAACAGUGCCUUUCUCGGUCAUUCUUCUUACCGCCAAUCGCUACGAGUACCCAGUAUACAUUGGCGUUGCCAUUGCAUUCACUUGGUGUAUCUUGGUCUCAACCAGCCGGCUUUACUUGGGAAUGCAUUCUGUAGCUGACAUAUUUGGUGGAUUGGCUCUUGCCGCUAUACUUUUGCCCGUCCUAUUGCCUUUAGUCGACACCCUUGACGCCUUCUUGUUGACUCACCCCGCCGCGCCUGGCCUUCUGAUCACGACGACGGUGACCCUAAUGUUAUUGUACCCUGGUUCGAAAUUCUCUUCAGCCAAAGAGGACACGGCCGUUAUUCUGGGAUCAUCUAUGGGUCUGCAGCUAGGUGGCUGGAUUUGUUUCCAGAUGGGCUCUAUUCGUGGGCCGCCUAUCAAACCACCUUAUUCCAUCAUUUGGCCCUCAUACGAGAUGCUGGGUCUGUGCCUUCUGCGUACAAUCAUUGGCCUCAUCACAGUAGUGGCAACGCGUGCCAUUGCCAAGUCACUUUCAUACGCUACUAUGAGAAGGGUCGUUUCUACCUUACGCAGUAGAGACAAGUUAACAAAAGAAGACGCCCAAGAUGUGGAAUUGUUCGUGAAAUUAGGCAGCAAAUUGUUGACCUAUGCCGCGAUCGGCAUCGACGUCGUUUGCCUUGCUCCGGCCGCCUUCCGGUUUCUCAACAUCGAAAGGCCCACGUUUCAUACUGAAAUUUAAGCUUAUCCUCGUCGUCGUAGUGA